CAUUAAAAAUAAUGAAAAAAUCAACUACUGUAGUCCCCUUUCCCCCACUAUCAAUGUUUUGUCUUGUGUCAUGCACUGAAUUUCGUUGAAACAUUGAUAUAGGGAGCAGGGGGGGCAGUUUCUGCAUAAUGAGCCUGUAUUUUUGUUGUUUGGCCACAUAUUUUAUGUCCCUGAUUGUAGAACACCACCCGUUCUCCCUUGGAAAACCUGGGCCUCUAUCCCGGUAUUAGAGGAGGGUCGUGGUUUUGUUCAAAAUUCGUAAAUAAAGAUGGCACCACAGUACUGAAUCAAAAUGCGUCCAAGUGGAGCUACUGUACUUGAGUUGAGCACAAACAUGAGAUUGCUACCGUUCUUUUCCCCUUACAGUCAGGGAAAUCCUCUUAAUUAAGCUGUAUAGCUUAAUUUGGAGAUCUCCUAAAUAAGCUGUAUCAUACAGCUUAAUUAGGUGACAUACAUCUAAAUUAGGAGGAAGAAAAAGUUUUUCCCCGAUUUCUCGAAAAAUGUAAACUUUAGCAGAAUCACCGCUUGGACUAUAAACAAUGGUUCAUUGUUAGCGAUAGUCUAUUUAAGCUGUCACGUCACGUGAUACAUCCUAAUUAAGCGGAUAUUUUUAAAACUUCAAAUUUAGCGGAUCUCUGCGGUGCUACAAAAAAACUAAUGUAUUGGAGAUGUUUGGUUAAGUAAAGCUAGCCGUACCUAACAGCCGCACCUUAGCCGUACCUUAGCCGUACUUAAGAAAAUUCGUAAUUAGCAGCUCUGUGUAAGACCACUUGCUUCUAAGCUUAAAAUUAGUAGUUAAUGUAUAUCAAAGUUAAAUUGUCUAACUUUUUAUUUCGUCUUUUAGGUGAAUAUCUAUGCCGAUAAAAAUGAUGCAAAAUGGAGCACUCCAUCGUCGAGCCCCAGUAACCCCCAGGGAAUCCUCAAUGAAGAAAUACCGAUAAUAAUAUAUCUUACAUGUAUUAUAAUUUUUAUAAAAUGAUUUUAAUACAAAUACAAAAGAGAUUUUUAAAAUUGAAUGUAUGAAAAACAUUAGUAAAGUAAGAUUGAACAUUAUUACGCUGCGGACAAUAUUAGAGCUAGCGCUAAAAGUGACUACAGCUGGCUAAAUUUAAAUACGGUUGCCAAAAUAAGGUACGGCUAGAUAAUAUUAAGGUACAGCUGGGUCUUAUCAUAUAAGAAACAAUUUCAAAUGCUAAAAACGUUCAAUAAAAACGAAAUUAUGUUAGGUACGGCUAACCAAAAUAAGGUACGGCUGGACAAUAUUAAGGUACGGCUGGGACCUAUCAUAUAAGAAACAACUUCAAAUGCUAAAAACGUUCAAUAAAAACGAAAUUAAGUUAGGUACGGCUAGCUAAAAUAAGGUACGGCUGGACCAUAUUAAGGUAAGGCUGGAUUUUAUUAUAUAAGAAACAACUUCAAAUGCUAAAAAAAAAUUAAUAUAAACGAAAAACAAUAAGUACGUAGAAGAAGUAGAGUUUACUGUAAAGUAAAGUGCGGGCGAGGUUAAGAAAAAAAUUGUAUGCAAUAUGCUCUACUAGGUUGGCUCCACAUUGUUUUCUGCACAGGAAAAUAAAAAAAUGCUACUUUGAAAGUGAUGCGGUAAAGCUUAGAAUCGAUGUUGGCGAAGACAGCAAUAAAAGAUAAGAAAAGCUUAAGGACUGACUUGGUGUUCCUUGUACUUCCAUAUGGUAUUCUUUUAAUUGAUAUCAACGAAGUCAAAAUUUACAAUAUUGGCAAUGAAACGUUUUUGAAUUCAAGUGUGACAUUUGUAAAACUUAUUCAUUUUGCAAAUGUUCUUUAUUUACAAAGGACAGGGAUCUAUCCAAAAGAUACAUUUUCUAUUGUUAAAUUGAAAAAAUCGGGAAAUGAAACAUCUCAAUCUCAUCAAACACAUGCUAUUUGUUGCGAAGUACUAUUCGGUCUUCUGAACAAGAGAAACAUCCUGACUUAUCCAUAUAAGUUUCGGCAAUUGCUUUUGGUAGCUCAAUGUUUGAUUGCAAUCGAUUUGGAGAAUACGGAUGGUUGUUUACGACAGAUUAAAGCCUUUUUAGAGUCCCGUUUCUCAUAUUUAAAGCUGAUCACGCUGGACAGCCAUCCAAGCUCGCAUUUUUCGUGCCUUGUUGCAUCAGACGAAACACUUUUUGUAAAGGAGAUUGCAACAAACAAAGUAGUUAAAGACAUGCAACGUCUUUUUCAAAAUGAUAUUUCAUAUCAACUUUCUGAAAAUAUAUGUAAGCAUGUUUUGAAAUUUAUUUGUUCUGAAGCGUCCUUUAUACGUUCUUACUGUUGUGCAACAGUCAAUGAUGAAACCUUCGAUAAAAGCAUCGCCACUAUCAUUAGAAGUCGACAAUAUCGAAGUAAUAUGGAGAGAAUGUCAUUAGCAGCGUCAAGGAAGGAAGACCUGGCCAAGUUCUUACCCAGUAUUUUUGUGAAUUGUUUGGCAAUUGGGUUAAGAGUCACACUGACUGACUUUAAACAGAACUGGCCUGUAUCUAUCACAGCUACCUCUAAAUCACUCUUUACGACCUUUGAUUUUAUCGACAUCUUUCUUUUACAGUUGUUAGCGUUUCGAUAUAUUGCAUCAAGAUCGGAUAGAUCUGUUACAGAUUUGGUCCUAGAAAUGGAAACGUUAGAGAAUGUAAGCAAUCAAUCUGACACUGAUAUUUAUUAAAAUAUAAUUAUAUGUUAUCGUGUUCGUAUUUGUUAAAACAUUUUGUUUCUUAGGUAAUAUUUUUUAUAUUUUCAGCUAUACAAUUUAUUUUACUUUAAAUAGAUGUGCAGCCGUACUUUAAUUUUGAUCAAUGGUAGCCGUACCUAACCUAAUUUCUUUUUAUGGAACAUUUGUAGCAUUUGAAGAUGUUUCUUAUACGAUAGGACCCAGCCGUACCUUAAUAUGGUCCAGCCGUACCUUAUUUUAGCUAGCCGUACCUAACCUAAUUUCGUUUUUAUGGAACAUUUGUAGCAUUUGAAGAUGUUUCUUAUACGAUAGGACCCAGCCGUACCUUAAUAUUUUCCAGCCGUACCUUAUUUUAGCUAGCCGUACCUAACCUAAUUUCGUUUUUAUGGAACAAUUUUAGCAUUUGAAGAUGUUUCUUAUACGAUAGGACCUAGCCGUACCUUAAUAUGGUCCAGCCGUACCUUAUUUUAGCUAGCCGUACUUAACUUAAUUUCGUUUUUAUUGUACAUAUUUUAGCCUUUAAAGUUGUUUCUUAUAUGAUAGGACCCAACCGUAAAAUAUAUGUUGUCUUAUAA
Molecule: messenger RNA, 3252 nt
Organism: Hydractinia symbiolongicarpus
Lineage: Eukaryota; Metazoa; Cnidaria; Hydrozoa; Anthoathecata; Hydractiniidae
Exons: 2
Coding region: 1616-2671 (351 amino acids)
Source: RefSeq, a predicted model, not a curated record